This is a messenger RNA of Arabis nemorensis, 795 nucleotides long. The record is from the annotation of a GenBank genome assembly. Lineage: Eukaryota; Viridiplantae; Streptophyta; Magnoliopsida; Brassicales; Brassicaceae.
AUGUCGAAUAUUCUCUUCGUCGCACUUCAAUGUUUCGAAUGCUCAACUAUGCAGGUGAAGCAGAAGAAGAAAAGUAGCAACAAAUGGGUUUGUGUGAUUUGUAAUCAGAAGCAAUCGGUAAGGAAGGUGUUUGCUCAGGGUUACAAAGCUAAGGAGCUUCGUUUCUUCGUUCAAUCGUUUAACAUGUCUCGCAAAGUUGCCGAUGAGAAGGAACAAGAGUAUGUUGCAGAUACGUUCUCGGAGGUUGAUUUCGAUGGAGAAAUCGAUGAGGAGGUUUCAGAUGUUUGUGGAAAGAAGAAGCGAUCUGAUUGGAGUGAGUAUCUCGAUUCCGAUUCACUUAACGAUGAUGGUCGGAAAUUAAAUGUAAAGGAAGACGAUGUGAAGAUUGUGACUGAGAUGCCGAAAGACAUGUUCAAGAGGCCUAAGCUGAACAAAUAUAGUAAUGCUGGUGGAUCAUCAUCAGUUACAGGAGGUGGGAAGAAAGAUGGUAAUGAGCUCUUCAAGCCUUCUUUCUCCAGACGCAGCAUCAAAAAGCCGGAUUUUUGUACAGAUGGAGCAAUGACGAGGAAGAAGGAUACAGAACAGAAGCAUGUAGAGUCAGAAAGGGUAACUAAGCCGGCUUCGAAAUGGGAUGCUUUCCUGAUCGAUGACGAAGGAGAAAACCGAAGACCACCACGAUUUGGUCAGAGAGAAGUCUUGAAGGAUGAUGAUGUCGGAGAAUGGGACAAAGCGAUUAUGGAGAUAAGUUCGGAAUACCAGAUAGUAGACGACGAGGUCCAUCCAGAUUUCAUGUGA